Rotaria sp. Silwood2 is the source of this 762-nucleotide messenger RNA. The record is from the annotation of a GenBank genome assembly. Lineage: Eukaryota; Metazoa; Rotifera; Eurotatoria; Philodinida; Philodinidae.
AUGAGUACGGCACUUGGACAACGUAAACCAGAAAAACUUGAUAAAAGCAAAGGUAAUUAUAUAUAUCUUUGGAUUAAUUAUAUAGCACCUCGAGGAGGUGAUACCGGCUUUUAUUCAUCAUCAUCAUCAUCUGCUAUUCAAUCUUUUUUAAAUGAUGCCCAGAAAGGUAAAGCCGGUGGUAAAGGUACAAAAGCAGUUUCACCUGUUCUUGAUGGACCAACUGAAUCUGAUACAAGUCGACCACUUGAUUCAGAAGAAAUUCAAGCUUUAGCUAUUCGACUUGAUGAACUUGAAAAAUUACGUCAAGAUAAAAAUGAAAAAAAAACAACCGAAGAACACCAACAAAAAUCAUUUAUUGUUAAAAAAACUAAAACUGGUCCACAAAAACAACCAAUACAAGUAGCAAAAAUUGCACCACAACAACCAGUACAAGAACAAUUAAUUAGUUCAGGAAUAAGAUUUGAUUCAUCGGGUAAUUUACUUCCAUAUAGUAUUCUUGGAACAGUUAAUGAUUAUGUUGGUGAAUUACCAGAUGCUGAAGCUGCUGAACUUUGCACAAUGGGCAAAGAUAAAAAAACUGCUGAAGAUAUUCCAGAAGUUGGUACAUAUGAUAAAAAAAAUAAACAACGAACUAGUAGUCCUGAUGGUGGUGGACGUUCAUUACAAAAUUGGAAAUUUCGUAUGGAUGAAAGACGACAAGUGAUGAAAAAUAUGUCAAGUAAAUUAUUAGAACCAAAAUGCUUUUCUAAAGAAAAACAAUGA